GAGCCUUCCGUUCUGCUACUUAUUUUGGCAGAAGUGAACAGCAAGAUGAUGCAAAGUAGAAACCAGAGUUCUGUGUCUCACUUCAUUCUGGUGGGCCUGCACCACCCACCACAGCUGGGGCUGCCAUUCUUCCUGGCUUUCCUUGUCAUCUACCUCCUCACUGUCUCUGGCAAUGGGCUCAUCAUCCUCACUGUCUUGGUGGAUAUUCAACUCCACCGCCCCAUGUACUGGUUCCUAUGUCACCUCUCCUUAUUGGACAUGACCAUUUCCUCUGCUAUUGUCCCCAAGAUGCUGGCUGGCUUUCUCUUAGAUAGUAGGGUUAUCUCCUUUGGGGGCUGCGUAAUGCAGCUCUUUUCUUUCCAUUUCCUGGGCUGCACUGAAUGCUUCCUUUACACACUCAUGGCUUAUGACCGUUUCCUGGCCAUUUGUAAGCCUUUACACUAUGCUACCAUCAUGACCCACAGAGUCUGUAACUACCUGGCUCUGGGCACCUGGCUGGGAGGGACCCUCCACUCCCUUUUUCAAACGAGUUUCAUUAUCCGGCUGCCCUUCUGUGGCCCAAACCGAGUCGACUACUUCUUCUGUGACAUUCCUGCCAUGUUGCGGCUAGCCUGUGCUGACACCACCAUCAAUGAACUGGUCACUUUUGUGGACAUCGGCUUCCUGGCCCUCACCUGCUUUGUGCUCAUCCUCACUUCCUACGGAUACAUUGUGGCUGCCAUCCUGAGAAUCCAGUCGGUGGAUGGGCGCCACAACGCCUUUUCCACCUGUGCUGCCCACCUCACCAUUGUUAUCGUUUACUAUGUGCCCUGCACCUUCAUCUACCUGCGGCCUGGUUCAGAGGAACCCCUGGAUGGGGUGGUAGCUGUCUUCUACACGGUCGUCACUCCCUUACUUAACCCCAUCAUCUACACACUCCACAACAAAGAGAUGAAGGCAGCCUUGCGGAGGCUGGGAGGCCACAAGGAAGUGCAUCCUCACUGA
Cynocephalus volans (Philippine flying lemur) is the source of this 984-nucleotide messenger RNA. RefSeq names its product olfactory receptor 10G6-like. The record is from RefSeq and is a predicted model, not a curated record. Gene Ontology annotation, cellular component: membrane. The coding region runs from base 46 to 984 and encodes 312 amino acids. Gene Ontology annotation, molecular function: olfactory receptor activity; G protein-coupled receptor activity. Gene Ontology annotation, biological process: G protein-coupled receptor signaling pathway. The transcript has a single exon. Lineage: Eukaryota; Metazoa; Chordata; Mammalia; Dermoptera; Cynocephalidae.